AUGUGGCCCCAACCCCGCCUCCCUCCCCACCUUGCGAUGUCAGAAAAAACACGACAGGACAAAUUGGCUGCAGCCAAGCAAAAGCUGAAAGAGUAUCAGCAGAGGAACAGCCCUGGUGUUCCGGCAGGAGCGAAGACGAAGAAAAAAACUGGAAGUAGCCCUGAGACAACCACUUCUGGUGGUUGCCACUCACCUGAGGAUAGCCGGUACCAAGAACUAGCAGUAGUCCUGGACUUAAACUCUGCGACAAUCAAUCACCUUAAUGAAAACAUAGAAUCAUUGAAACAGCAGAAGAAAGAAGUGGAACAUCAGCUGGAAGAAGAAAAGAAAGCAAACAAUGAAAUACACAAAGCGCAAAUGGAGCAGUUAGAGACAAUCAACAUCCUCAUGUUGGAAAAGGCAAACUUGAAGACCACCCUUUACCAUACUAAACGUGCCGCCAGACACUUUGAAGAAGAGUCCAAGGAUCUGGCCAGCCGCCUGCAAUACUCCUUGCAGCGUACUCAAGAAUUGGAGUGGGCUCUCUCUGCUGUGUCUACACAGCAGCAGGAAGGGGACAGGAUGAGUCCAACCAGCUGUCCCUCCUCGAGCCGCAGUGAAGCAGUCCUCCAGCAGCAGUUACAGCAGUCCACAAAGGAGCGGGCACUGCUGACGCAGGUGACAGAGUCACUUAAACAAGUCCAGCUAGAGAGAGAUGAAUAUGCUCAACGUAUAACAGGAGAGAGGGCCCGGUGGCAGGAGAGGAUGCGGAAAAUGUCGGUGGAGGCUUGCACAUUGAAGGAGGAGAAGCGUGACAUACAUCGGAUACAGGAGCUGGAGAGGAGCUUGUCCGAACUCAAACCCCAGAUGGCUGAGCCCCUGUCCCCAGCACCCCCAGCAGGGACUUCUGAGGUGAAGCAGCUACAAGAUGAGGCCAGGCACCUGAGGAAGGAGGUGGAAAGUCUGGAGGGAAAGCUGCAAUCCCAGGUGGAAAACAAUCAGGCCUUGAGUCUCCUGAGCGAGGAACAAAAGGAGAGCUUUCGGGAUCAGGAGGAGAGGCUCUGAGAGCUGGAGGAGAGGAGGCUGCGGGAGCAGGAGAGGGUGCGGGAGCAGGAGGAGCAGAGGCUGCAGGAGCAGGAGAGACUGUGUGCGCAAAAGGAGAGGCUUCAGAAGCAGCAGGAGAGGCUGCGGGAGCAGGGUGAGAGGCUGUGAAAGCAGGAGGAGAGGCUACGAAAGGAGGAGGAGAGGCUUCGAAAGGAGGAGGAGAGGCUGUGAAAGCAGGAGGAGAGGCUACGAAAGCAGGAGGAGAGGCUCGCGCUCUCCCAGAACCACACGCUCGACAAGCAGCUGGCCGAGCCACAUUGCAGCUUCGAGGAUCUGAACAAUGAGAACAAGAGCGCACUGCAGUUGGAGCAGCAAGUAAAGGAACUGCAGGAGAAGCUGGGUGAGAUGAAGGAGAUGGAGUGCCUAGAAGCUGCCAGCCAGCAGAACCAACAGCUAGAGACCCAGCUGAGCAUCAUGGCUCUCCCUGGAGAAGGAGAUGGAGGAGGACAUCUGGACAGUGAGGAGGAGGAGGCGCCUUGGCCCAUGCCAAGUAUCCCACAGGACCUGGAGAACCGGGAGGCCAUGAGCGGCUUUAUGGACCUCCCGAAGGAGAAGGUGGACGGGAAGGAGCAGGUGGAAAAACUAGAGCUUGGAUUCAUCCAGCUCUCUGAAGCAACAGACGGCAUGAGAGAGUACGUCACAGUAUAUGAGAGCCAAGGGGCAGUGCCAAACACGUGGCACCAGGAUAUGGAGGAUGUCAUUAGGCUGGCCCAGAACGAGAUGAAAGUGAAUAUGCUGGAACUGCCGAAGCUGGUGUUGCCGCUUAUGGGCGACCACGAGGGGCAUGGCAAAUUCUUCGCCACUCCCCAGAACCCUGCUGAUGAGCCCGCUCCAGGGGCUCCAGCCCCCGAGGAACUUGGGGCUGCUGGCAAGCAGGGUGAUUUUUAUGAGGUGAGCCUGGACAACAGCGUGGAGCCCGUACCAGGAGAGGCCAGAAAUGGUUCUCCCCAUGACAACCCCACUGCAGAGCAGAUCGUGCACCUGUUUCCUGUAAUGCAGGACACCCAGGAGCACCCAGGCUUGGCCACCAAACCCUGCAUGCCAUUCUUUUACCGGGCAUCCGAGAACAGGGAGAUAAACAUCAUCAUCAUCUAA
Molecule: messenger RNA, 2178 nt
Organism: Mandrillus leucophaeus (drill)
Lineage: Eukaryota; Metazoa; Chordata; Mammalia; Primates; Cercopithecidae
Product: putative golgin subfamily A member 6C
Exons: 18
Biological process (GO): spindle assembly; Golgi organization
Cellular component (GO): Golgi apparatus; Golgi cis cisterna; Golgi cisterna membrane
Molecular function (GO): protein binding
Source: RefSeq, a predicted model, not a curated record